AUGCCGAAAUUGGAUAUGUCUCGUUGCGAACUUUCUUGUCCGUCAACUACUGGACGUCAAGGUGAUAAAACCUCGUGGCGAAAGGCUAUUCGUAAUGCUGCCGCGCAAAAUGAGCACCUGCUUUUGCGAAAUGUCAAUCUGCAGCUCAUGGAAGAAUAUGCGCCAGCCGUUUAUCUUCGAUACAACAAGGAACUCGAAACUUUGCUGCACUGCGAAGAAAAGCAGCUAAGAAAGGCAUGCCUUUUACCAAAUUACAAUAACUGUUAUUGGAUUGUAACGCCUAUCUCAUUUUUUUCGAUAAUUUUUUAUAUUAAUUGGGUUGAUAAAUCCGUCAGGAUUGCUAAAAAUUUUAAUCGUAAUCUUGAGCUCCGGGAAGAAGUGAUGGAAAUUCACUCGAGGCGACGCAAAAGCCAAAUGGAAGCGGGAAUGAAGCUGAAGGAUUUGGAACAGAACUGGGUACAGAUGGUCACCAAAAAUUACAAAAUGGAGCUUGCCUGUCAAGAAUUAGCCGCAGACAAUGAAGUUUUAGCGAAGAAAGCCAAACUGAUUGCAUAG
Gongylonema pulchrum is the source of this 555-nucleotide messenger RNA. Lineage: Eukaryota; Metazoa; Nematoda; Chromadorea; Rhabditida; Gongylonematidae. The record is from the annotation of a GenBank genome assembly.